This is a messenger RNA of Cyclocybe aegerita, 837 nucleotides long. The record is from the annotation of a GenBank genome assembly. NCBI's taxonomy places the organism in Eukaryota, Fungi, Basidiomycota, Agaricomycetes, Agaricales, Hemipholiotaceae.
AUGUGCCCUGCAAUUCGGCCCAUCGACUACACCUCCAACUUAGAGGUUAUCCUCUCCGUCGACUCAUCCGUGAUCGCAAUCGGGUAUAUUCUUGCUCAACUUGAUGAUAAAGGACGACGACGCCCUGCGCGAUUUGAGGUCGAUGCGAAGUACAUCAAGGGCAUGAUCAACAACCCAGAUAUGCAUCCCAAUGCUGCCAUGAACCGGUGGAUAGCUGCGAUUUUGAUGUUCGACUUCAAACUUGUCCACGUUCCGGGGAAAUUUUUCAGAGGACCUGAUGGGUUAUCAAGAAGAAGAGGAGCAGAUGAUGAUGACUGCGUCGAGAAUGAGGGUGAGAGCACUGACGAGUGGGUGGAGGAAAUUUUGAUGUGUGGUGUGUGGGUGGCUUCGAGCUUGGAGUCGGGGGUGUUUGAAGUGGGAAACAAGAGAAUUGGGGCGAAGGGUUUGGUUCUGGCUUAUGGGAGGAAGUGCGUGGAGGCGACUGAUGAAGGGGAGCUGCCGGUGAACGAUGUUGGGAGAAAGAAGGACAAAGACUUACGGAAGGUGGAAAAGUAUUUGUCGAUGCUGAAACCGCCUGCGGGCUUGGAUGCCAAAGGCCUAUGCAAAUUCUUCAAGAGAGCUUCAUGUUUCUUCUUGGCUGGAGGCCGACUAUGGUACCGAGAACGCGACGGACGGCAUCGUGUUGUGCUAUUUGAACAGGAUCGCCUACCGGUGCUAAAGACGGCUCAUGAUGAACUCGGCCACAAGCGCUUCUAUCCGACGAGACAACAGGUAGCGACACGCUUCUACUGGCCAACUAUGUGGUUCAAUCGCGCUGAUAGCUGCUUUAUCGUGUGA